AUGAGUUGCAUUCAUCAUGUUAGGAAUUCUGUAUCAAUGAUAUGUUUAGCUCCUCAUAAGUGUUAAUGCUUAAGGAAACUUUGUGUUGAAUGCCUUUAUGAACAUGAAGUAGAUAUCAAAAAACAUACAAUACCAAUUACUAAUUUCUAAGAAAGGGUUCUAAAAAAAUUACAAGACUCCAAGCUUGAGGAGACAUCAGAGUUAAAAAAUCAGAGGAUGGCUUUUAAAUCGUUACUCUCUCAAAGUGAAUAAAUGUUGAAGAAAAUUUGGGAGGAAUUGUUACAAUCAAUCAACUAAAUAUAUGAUUGGAUUGAAUUGGAAAACUAAUCAUACUUAAACUUCAUCAACAAAAAUACUGAUCUAGCUGAAUCUUCCUACACUGACUUAGAAAAAUUAGUAAACAUUGUUGAAGGAACAACUUUAAAUGAUUUUAAUGCUUUGAAGAAUUCUUAUAUGAAGAAGUUAGAUUAGACCAAGACUUGGUGGGACCAUCAUAUUAAGGCUAUUGUUGAAAAGUCUAACCUAGGAAUUCAAUAGAUUCAAUCAUUAAUUAAGUAAGUCUUUAAAUUAUUUCUUUAGGUUUCAACCUAAUCUAGAAGAUGAAUGCGAAGCUUAUUAAAUGAAAGAAAAUCUUUUUGAAAUACUAAUCUCCAUUCAAGAUAUUGAUGUAUCUUUCUAUGAGAAGAUUCUUGAAAUACUUAGAGGAGAGAAAGUUUCAGACAUACUUGUAUUCCUUUCUUAAACAAACAAUCAAAACCUUUAUGAAUCUUUAGUAAACUAGUAAGAGAAUAUAAGCAGUGUUAAGAAAUAGAUAAAGUAAAUCACAAAUGCAUUGAGAAACAUUUAGGAUCAUUAAUUUAAUUUAGGGGAUUAUUCUUCAUAGGCUUAUGAAAAGGCAAGAUAAAAUUUAAUUAAAUUGUUACCAGUAAAAAAAGGGAUCAUAGAUUUUAUCAUGUUUUUAGUUCUUCUCACAAGCAUAGAUGUAAAAUUUAUUUAAUGUGGAUCGAAUGCAUUAAAUUUAUUAGUAGGAAUGAAGGUAGAUAUCAGGGGCCAAUCCUUAAAGAAUAUAAGAAUAAAGAAUACAGCUUUGUUUGGUGGUAACUUUGUAAGAUGCAACCUGAGUGGAUCGGAAUUUUAAAAUGUAGACAUAAAUGGAGUCAAUUUGAAUGGUGCAAUAUUGUUGAAUUGUAAAUGGAAAAAUUUGAAAAUCGAUGAAAUAAAUUAGUUAAAUGGUCAUUGUGGAGGUGUGUUGUAAGUCUCAAUAUCUCCUGAUAGAAAUACAUUAGCAUCUGCAUCUGGUAGUGGUGAUUUGUCUAUCCGUCUAUGGGAUGUGAAAACAGGAUUAUAAAAAGCUAAAUUAGAUGGUCAUACUAGCGCCAUCUGGUCAGUCUGUUUCUCACCUGAUGGAAAUAUAUUAGCUUCUGGGGGUGGCAAUCCUUUGGGUGGUGGUGAUAACUCUAUCCGUUUAUGGGAUAUUACAACAGGCUAAUAAAAAGCCUAAUGGAAUGGUCAUACUAACACUGUUUACUCAGUUUGCUUUUCUCCUGAUGGAAAUACAUUAGCUUCUGGUAGUGAUGAUAAGUCUAUCCGUUUAUGGGAUGUUAAAACAGGAUAAUAAAAAGCCUAAUUGAAUGGUCAUACUAGCACUGUCUGCUCAGUUUGCUUUUCUCCUGAUGGAAAUACAUUAGCUUCUGGGAGUGAUGAUAAGUCGAUCCGUUUAUGGGAUAUCAAAACAGGAUUAUAAAAAGCCUAAUUAGAUGGUCAUGUUGAUACUGUGAGAUCAGUCUGUAUUUCACCUGAUGGAAAUACAUUAGCUUCUGGAAGUAGUGAUAACUCUAUCCGUCUGUGGAAUGUCAUUACAGGAUAAUAAAAAGCGUUAUUGGAUGGUCAUAGUGAUACUGUGAGAUCAGUCUGUAUUUCUCCUGAUGGAAAUACAUUAGCUUCUGGUAGUGAUGAUAAGUCUAUUCGUCAAUGGGAUGUCAAAACAGGAUAGUAAAAAGCCUAAUUGAAUGGUCAUGCGAGUUAUGUUUGGUCCAUCUGUUUCUGUCCUGAUGGAAAUACAUUAGCUUCUGGUAGUAGUGAUAACUCUAUCCGUCUGUGGAAUGUCAUUACAGGAUAAUAAAAAGCGUUAUUGGAUGGUCAUAGUGACGCUGUAAGAUCAGUCUGUAUUUCUCCUGAUGGAAAUAUAUUAGCUUCUGGUAGUGAUGAUAUGUCUAUUCGUUUAUGGGAUUUCAAAACAGGAUAGUAAAAAGCCUAAUUGAAUGGUCAUACGAGUUAUGUUUGGUCCAUCUGUUUUUGUUCUGAUGGAAAUACAUUAGCUUCUGGUAGUUGGGAUAAAUCUAUUCGUCUUUGGGAUAUUUAAACAGGGUAAUAAAAAGCCAUUUUAGAUGCUCAUAGUAGCAUUGUCAACUCAAUCUGUUUCUGUCCUAAUGGAAAUAUAUUAGCUUCUGGUAGUAGUGAUAACUCUAUCCGUCUGUGGAAUGUCAUUACAGGAUAAUAAAAAGCGUUAUUGGAUGGUCAUAGUGAUGCUGUAAGAUCAGUCUGUAUUUCUCCUGAUGGAAAUAUAUUAGCUUCUGGUAGUGAUGAUAUGUCUAUUCGUUUAUGGGAUGUCAAAACAGGAUAGUAAAAAGCCUAAUUGAAUGGUCAUACGAGUUAUGUUUGGUCCAUCUGUUUCUGUCCUGAUGGAAAUACAUUAGCUUCUGGUAGUGAUGAUAAGUCUAUCCGUUUAUGGGAUGUCAAAAAAGAAUAAUAAAAAGCUAUAUUAGAGGGUCAUAAAAAUACCGUCUACACAGUUUGCUUCUCUCCUGAUGGAAAUACAUUAGCUUCUGGUAGUGAUGAUAUGUAAAUCUGUUUAUGGGAUUUUAAAACAGGAUAAUAAUACACCAAAUUAGAUGGCCAUACUAACACUGUCAAUUAAAUUUGCUUCUCACUUGAUGGAGAAAUAUUAGCAUCUGGUAGUGAUGAUAAGUAAAUCCGACUAUGGGAUGUUAAAACAGGAUAAUAAAAAGCCUUAUUCGAUAGUCAUUUAGAAGCUGUCAAUGAUGAAAAUUCAUUAGCUUCUGUUAAUUUUGAUAAAUCUAUAUGUUUAUAGGAUUUACAGACAUUAGAAGAAAUUAAAUCCUAAAUUUAAAAUAAGUAAGAAGAUUUUAUAUAAUAUAUACCUCCACUUCAAUUAAAUACUUAUAUUUCAGAAGGUAGUCUUUUAAUUUUUUAUUUUUAUAGUCUCUAAUUAUAUCUCUAUACUCAUUCUUUCCUAAUAGCCAAUAUUCUAAACAUAAGGAGCGCUUAUUCUUAAAGGAGAGUUUAUAAAUUAUGCAGGUAUAGAUUUGAGGCCAUUAUUUAAACAAAAGGGUAGCUGCAUUCUUGAAAACAAAUUAGAAUCAACGUAGAAGUGA
Paramecium pentaurelia is the source of this 3395-nucleotide messenger RNA. NCBI's taxonomy places the organism in Eukaryota, Ciliophora, Oligohymenophorea, Peniculida, Parameciidae. The record is from the annotation of a GenBank genome assembly.